Prosopis cineraria is the source of this 1631-nucleotide messenger RNA. RefSeq lists its product as uncharacterized. The record is from RefSeq and is a predicted model, not a curated record. The transcript has 4 exons. Bases 9 to 1337 code for a protein of 442 amino acids. NCBI's taxonomy places the organism in Eukaryota, Viridiplantae, Streptophyta, Magnoliopsida, Fabales, Fabaceae.
AACUGGCCAUGGCGGCCAGAUCUUCCCUGAAGAAGAUGUCACAGGCUAAGGGUCAAUCUUCUGGUUGGGCUGCUUUUGAUUUCAAGCAGAGACAGAAACAGGGUAUUGAAUCUGGAGUUGCCCAGGAUCCCUUCCCAGCCAUAGCAAGCAGCCCAAAUUCUUUGAGACAGGGCAAGAAGUUGCUCAAGAAUAAUCAUGCUCCGGUCAAGUCAUUUUCUUCAGUCCUCCUUCCGUCUAAUAAUUUUCCAGCGUUGAAAGCGAAUAGGAAUGACAAAACUAUGCCUUCAAGUCAUGAUUCUGGCGGCAAUUAUUGUAAUACUGUUCCUCUAAAAGAUGAUACUUUAGCCAUAAAGAAGCUCAAAGACCAACAUCUUUGGGCUGAAAAUAGCUUGAUUGAAGAUGUCUUGGCUGCUGUAAGUAAUGAUGUUUCCAAGGCCUCAAAACUAUUGGAAACAAUGGCUUCUUCUGUCAACUUUGAAGAACUCAAAAUGGCUUCUGCAGUCAAUUCUGGAGAUCAAAAUGAAUCAAUUGUUCCACGAUCAGCUACCCUGGCUGAUGUUCUAUGUGAUAAGAUGACAGACAAAGGUCUCUCUUCAGAAAAUCUAAUGGACCUUGCUCCUUUUGGCCAUCACAAAGACUAUGACAAAGACUAUGGAGGUGGAAAUGAUUCCAUAGUCCAAGGUUUCUCUGACUAUGGAAACUCAAGAUCCAAUACUGGGCUCUUGAACUCUGUUCCUGUUGAGCCUGAAUGGGAAGAGGAUGAUGUUUAUUUAAGCCACCGAAUGAAUGCAUUGCGAGUGACGAGGUCAGCAUCUCGACAUUCUAAGGCAGCCACUAAUGCUUUUCUGAGAGGUGAUCAUUUCUCUGCCCGGCAGCACUCAAUGAAGGCUCAAGAGAACUUGCUUACUGCUCAAGGACUUAAUGCUAAGGCAGCCAAAGAAAUUUUUAGUAUCAGGAAUAGUGAAAAUGAUCUAUGGAGAUUGGAUUUGCACGGUCUUCAUGCAUCAGAAGCUAUUGAAGCAUUGCAAGAAUAUCUGCAUAGAAUUGAAAGCCAAGGAUUCUUGAGAAGUUCAAAUGGAGUGAAGGAUAAGGAUGGGAUUGUAAGUUUGACUUCUGGGUCAGUUAGUAGCAUGGAUAGGCAAAAUUUGGAUAAACAACUGGCACCUGUAAGGCUUAGGUCAUCAGCUUUGGAAGUCAUAACAGGUAUUGGCAAUCAUAGUCGAGGACAAGCUUCUCUUCCAACAGCUGUGAGAAGUUUCCUUAAUGAAAAUGGAUACCGUUUUGAAGAGAUGAGACCAGGAGUGCUCACCGUGUGGCCCAAGUUUCGUCGAAGUUGAUCUGGAUUUCUAUAUGCUCAAAUAUGUCAUUGUACACAUUUCGCUGCUUCAUUGUAAAAUCUUUGUUCGUUUGUAGGAAAAUUUGAUAUUCUGUCAAUUGAGAUUUCCUUCUUUAGGGCGUGGAAUAGUAAUAAGUUAUCUUUUGUAACCUUAGAAGGAUUAACGUCACUUCAAAAUUCUGAUAUUGAUGCAUGUUCUGUAUGUAUAUUCUUGAGUGAUGAGUUUGAUUAAUUAGGCACCGUCACCUUGUAUGUUUGUGAAUCAAUAGUGAUCAUAUUUUCUUGGCAUUUUUUA